AUGGGGAACUGUUGUGUGAAGUCGGAGAAAUUAACGGCUGAGAUUGUACCUCGUGACGGAGCUAAAGUCUAUCCAACCGUCCGAUUAUACGGUUCACCGAAAAGCAUUCUGGCAGCUUAUAUUCGAUUCGCGCUUCUUCACAAAUCCGUUUCGUUGGAUUUUAUUCCCUCCGACGAAGCUCCGGCGAAUGGUGCUCGGAGAUCGGACACUGACGUCACUCUUGAGGUUGGAUCGGAAGUUGUUACUGGUUCACGGGAGACGUUGUUGCGGUUCAUUGACGCGCGGUUUCCGAGUCCGGUGGUUGGUGGUGGUGUGGAGGAGGAAAAGGUGGCGGUGAUGGUGACGGUGAUGAGGCUGCAGCAUAAGAGUAUGCUGUGGCAUGUAGAGAGGGUUUUGAGGUGGGCGGAGGAUCUUGUGGCACGUGGAGGGAAGAAGGCCGUUGAUCCGUCUGUUGGAACUCCGAGGAUGGAGAUAAGGAAAUUCGCUACCAGCUAUUCGGCGUUGUUGGAGGUUAUGAUGGAACAUGCUCGAAUGGAAGAGACUGUUCUUUUCCCUUUCUUUGAUAUUGCUGAUAGAGGGCUUACUAAAGCUGCAAAGGAGGAACAUGCUAGGGACUUGCCUCUCAUGAAUGGUAUUAAAGAAAUCAUUAAAUCGGUUGGUGUUUUGGACUCGGGAAGUUCGGAUUCUCGAGAGGCCUUGAACAAUCUUUCUUCUCGUCUCAAGUUAUUGCAAGGGCAAUCUAAACAACAUUUCAAGGAAGAGGAAGUGGAACUACUUCCACUAAUGGAGGCAUUGGAGUUAAGCAAAGAGCAAGAGGAGAAUGCAUUAGAUCAAUGUUUUGAUGUGAUGCUAGAAACACAUGGUCGUUUGCUCAAGUUUUUUCUUGAAGGGCUUCAACCUCGUGAUGCUAUGAAGUACUUGGAUUUUAUUAGCAUGUGUAGGGACAAAGAGAAAAUGGAAUCAAUGCUCACGAUGAUACUUAAGUGA
Molecule: messenger RNA, 987 nt
Organism: Lathyrus sativus (Indian pea)
Lineage: Eukaryota; Viridiplantae; Streptophyta; Magnoliopsida; Fabales; Fabaceae
Source: the annotation of a GenBank genome assembly